Molecule: messenger RNA, 1350 nt
Organism: Diaporthe citri
Lineage: Eukaryota; Fungi; Ascomycota; Sordariomycetes; Diaporthales; Diaporthaceae
Exons: 3
Coding region: 1-1350 (449 amino acids)
Source: RefSeq, a predicted model, not a curated record
AUGGACAACCAGCAACUGCACCACAAGACAAUCCAUGUCCCGGUGACCACUUCGAUGGUUCACGCUCUCGACCGAUACAUCACGCCGAAGCUUGCAGAGCAUGGCUGGCUUGUCAAAGAUGAGGAUAAUGAGGACCUCCGGGACGAGAUCAUUAGGAACAUACUGGAUCUCUGCUGCGCUGGGAAUAGCCACAGGUUCAUCCUGGAGACACUUGCGGACGAGGAGACACAUCUAUCCAUGGCUAAAUGGAUCUCCCCCAUUUUCCUGGGCGGGCAUCCUGCUCCCAAGGACAGAGGCCUUCUGUCGUUCACGGAUGGCGUCGUAAACUCCUUCCAUGAUCUCUGCCAGGACCAUUUUGUCUGGGAUCACGCUGCCACUAUUGGAACCCAGGUCAGAGGGGAUACUGGCCUGCCCUUUCACAUCCAGACCAGUCUGCAGACCGAAACAUUCCACCUGUUCGGACUCCCGGCAGAACUACGCAACAUGGUCUACCGGGAGGCCCUGGUCGUCCCAAAUGGCGGCCUAGUACGCACCUUUACACCGCCUGCCCUCCUCCGCACCAACAAGCAGCUGCGAGACGAGGCAAUACCCAUAUUCUACGGAGAGAAUCACUUUGAGAUCACAAUCAAGCGGUCUCCUCAAGAUGAGGAUCGUGUCGCUGGAAGAGGGCUUCCAAACGUCGACAUGUGGGUCUGGCCGCGCUUCCUCCACAUGUGGGACGACUUCAACUGCUUGGGUGCCAACUGCCUCCGGUACAUUAGGCACAUCAAGCUGAUCUAUCAGCUCUCAAUGGACGAUGGGUACUCCUUUGGGGAAGGCGAGUUCGACAAGCGACUCGGCUUCCGCUUCAGCAGCGACCCGUUUGAGGAAGACUACGAUUGGAAUCACGAUAUCAACGCUCCAGACCGCAACGGCGAGGACUCCGAAUCGGACCUCGGCGAAUCUGGAGUUGAGUCUACAGACCUUGAGACGGAGGAAACCGAGGGAGGAGAUCCUGAUGAAGGCAGCAGUGGAGACGAGGACGACGGCGAGGUGACGCAAGUCUCCAAGGAGGACUCCGAUCCAGUGGGGGUCUUCGAGCUCAACCGCGGGGCCGUCAACUGGCGCAGCCGUCGCGACACGCACUAUUUCUUAUUUCACCGAAUGUGUGAACACGGCACCAACGGGAUGUGGGACGUCUACCCGAUGAACAGGCUGGCGCAGAUGCUGUGGCGCUGUGCAAGGGACUGCCCUCUCUCGUCCGGCAACGUUGACCUGAUCUGCGAAGAUCUCCCUUACUGGAUGGAUAGCAUUGGCAGCUACACACGCCACUCGGUCGACUUUUACGACCUGGAUGAUGACGACUACUAG